CUGUAAACACCGACUGUGCCUUUCUGUCUACUUUGUGACUUAUUGAUGGGGUAGUUAGCUGAUAGUAAAUCAUAUGGUAACUAGCUAAGAUCGACAUCAAAAUGUUUCUUUAGCUCAUAAAAUCUGAUGCGCAAGAUGCGAUGCUAUCUUCACACAUUUCUUCUGUGCAUGAUCUUCAUCUUCUUUUCAUUGUUGUACGUGUUCAAUCAGCUAGCCUCCACCUUGGAGGACAGAGACGAGUGGAGGGUGAAAGAACACGAAAUACCUGACGGGAGAAGUCAUGAUACCGGGCACCUGCUCAGGAAAACGCCAGGCCUGGCAGGCCUCCGAGACCGUGAAGAAGGGCUCGACAGGUGUAAGUCACUGUCAGUUUCUUACUGGAAUCCAUAUUGGAGACUGCCUGCUGAUGUUUGUGGAGUGAACUGCUUAUUGGAAUCAUCUUUUAGCGAGCAGUCAGGCUCUGCAGUGAAGCAGCGCAGGGAUGAGAGGAGUCACCUGGCUGUUGUGGCCUGUGGCCCCAGGCUAGAGGAAACGGUCACCAUGUUGAAGUCUGCUGUUCUCUUCAGCAAAAAGCCUCUGCACUUUUAUAUCUUUGCUGAGGAUGAGCUUCACGACAGUUUUAGAAACACUCUGGGAUCGUGGCCUCAGAUGAUUCGGGCCACAUUUAACUUCACCAUCUACCCUAUCACUUUUCCCAAGGACAAUGAAAGAGAAUGGAAGAAACUCUUCAAACCUUGUGCCUCUCAGAGGCUUUUCCUGCCACUGAUUCUGAAGCAGGUGGACUCACUGCUUUACGUAGAUACAGAUAUUCUUUUUCUGCAGCCAGUAGAAGACAUCUGGGCCCUGCUUUCUCGAUUCAGUUCAAGCCAAUUAGCUGCCAUGGCUCCAGAACAUGAGGAACCACGUAUUGGCUGGUACAACCGUUUUGCCCGCCACCCUUACUACGGCAAGACGGGCAUUAACUCAGGAGUCAUGCUCAUGAACAUGACGCGCCUCAGGGAGAAAAUAUUCAAGAAUGACAUGACAACAGUUCCCCUGAAGUGGGAGGAAAUUUUGAUGCCCCUUCUUCAGAAGUAUAAACUCAACAUCACCUGGGGUGACCAGGACCUUCUUAAUAUCAUAUUCCAUCAUAACCCAGAAAGCCUAUAUGUGUUUCCCUGCCAGUGGAACUACCGUCCAGACCACUGUAUCUAUGGCAGCAACUGUCAAGAGGCUGAACAAGAAGGUGUCUUCAUUCUCCAUGGUAACAGAGGAGUUUAUCAUGAUGACAAGCAGCCAGCAUUUCGAGCUGUCUAUGAAGCAAUUCGAAAGUACCGGUUUGGCGAGAACAUGGAGACCUCGCUGCUUCGUCCGCUGGAGACGUCGCUGCAGACGACCACGCACACCUACUGCGGCAGAGCUAGUCACUUGUUUACAAAGAGGUUAAAGAAGAGCGUCAUGUCCAUCACACAGAGAAGAUGAUGAGGGGGUCAGCGUGGCUAAUAUUUCAUAAUGUCUCUUAAGAGCAACUUAAGUUAUUCCUUUUGAUGACAGUGAGCUGGAUCACAGACAGACUCAGGUUAACACGGGGUCGUCAUUUGUUUACAAACUACGUACUGAGGCGCUGGGAAUGGAGUAGGGUAAUCUGUUUUUGAGAUUUUAUUUAUUUUCUUUUAUUUUUAUUCUAAAUCUAAUGCCGGUACAUAUCCUUAAAACGAACACAGCGGGCUUAUAGAGAACAGUGCACUGAGCCGACUUUGCCCAGCAGAGAUUUUGGAGUUCGUAGGCAAAAAGAUGUUUUCUGUACUUCAGACAAUCAGCUUGUGUUUUUGUUGUAUUUUGACGCAGAACCUACAGUCACUUUGGAUAAUUCUGUAGUGAAUUUUUAAAUUUUUUUGGGGGGGGUAUCAAGAGUAUUUUAUUAGAGUUUUAUAUACAUUUCCACUCCAGUUUAUUUUACAGAGAAGGGAUGUUUUCAGGUACUAUUUUCAGCUACAUGAGGAUUUUUUUUUUUUUUACUGAAAGCAGGCACAAACAUACAGGAUUUCAUCAGUAUUUAUUAUUGUUGGACAUGUGUAUCCAGAAGCACUUUUUUAUGUCUGUCUCAAUAUUUUAACAGGAGUCAUUUCAUGUACUUCAGUAUGGGAGUUUUCAGUGCAUUGUGUACUGUAUCCUGUCAUAACAUUGUCCAGUAAUUGUUACAGUGAAUGGGGAACAGUGUAUGGGAGCAUUGUUUUUAAUGAAAACAGCUGGCAUGAAUGUGUAUUAACAAAUGCACAGCUGAUGAUUGUAUCAAAUGUGUUGAUUUUAACAUUUUACUGCAAAACUGGAGUAAACAUUUUA
Messenger RNA from Archocentrus centrarchus (flier cichlid), 2322 nucleotides. It is a transcript of the gene gxylt1a, whose product is annotated as glucoside xylosyltransferase 1a. NCBI's taxonomy places the organism in Eukaryota, Metazoa, Chordata, Actinopteri, Cichliformes, Cichlidae. The transcript has 8 exons. The coding region runs from base 127 to 1461 and encodes 444 amino acids. Gene Ontology annotation, molecular function: UDP-xylosyltransferase activity. Gene Ontology annotation, biological process: protein O-linked glycosylation via N-acetylgalactosamine. The record is from RefSeq and is a predicted model, not a curated record.